AUGACAGGAAGACAAACAAGCAAAGAAGAAAACAUCAAAAACACAGUUCGCUCUCGCUCUCGCUUUGAAAUGGGACAAUAUAAUGACGAUGACGAUGAUGAUGAUAUGAUGAUGAUGAUGAUGAGAUAG
Molecule: messenger RNA, 129 nt
Organism: Trichophyton benhamiae CBS 112371
Lineage: Eukaryota; Fungi; Ascomycota; Eurotiomycetes; Onygenales; Arthrodermataceae
Exons: 1
Coding region: 1-129 (42 amino acids)
Source: RefSeq, a predicted model, not a curated record